AACGAUAUUAUUUAUAUAAUUUUAAAGUGCGCAUGCGUUUUGCUGCUAAUUUGUCGCCGACAGGCACCCGCGAACGCACUUAUUAUCUCAAUGAAUCCAUUAAAGCUGAUACAUUUAGUCUUCAGAACAACAGUAAUAAUUAUUUAUGAAACUAUCGAUAAAUUGUCAAGAGCUUCGUAAACGUUAAUUGUAGAAAAGUAUUCCUUAUUUCGAAAAAUCUAUUUCAAAUUUGUCCUAUUUAUUUUCGAGCAGUGUAUCAAAAAUAAUGUUGAGCAGUAUAACACACGCUGUUAUGCGCUUGCGUCCGGCUGCAAGGUCUCGAUGCGCAGUGGGAAAAAUGGAACAUUUUUUCAUAACGUACUUCACGGCAAGUGACUAUACUGAUUGUUGUAUAAACCUAUAUACUGUGGUCGUGUUGGAACAAACCUAUCAUAAUUACACGCCGCUAAGCAAUGGGUCAGGAUCUAGAAUCGAGUCCAACUGCUCCGCGUUACGCUAUUUUUCGGAGUUGACCAAAUCUAUGUGUAUAAGAUCUUUGAUCUUAGGUUAGAUUCUUAUUUUGGUGCAGUUGCAAUUUGCAAAUAUAAAUAUUAUUAAAUAUGCAAAACACCAUCCAUGCUUUUAAUUGUAAAAACAAAACUGCAAUAGUUCAUUGGAAAUAAUUGGCAAUUAAAAUGGAAACGAAACAAGAAGCUAGUGAGAAAACUUGUAAACUAGAAACAAAUAAUGAAACCUAUUAUUAUGGUCCUUUGGAUGGCUUCAAAAUUGAAAUUAGGGAAGAACCCAAGAGAGAACCGGCAUACGACGCAUUUGAUUCUUUAAGCUCAAAUGUGUUAUCCGUAAAAACUGAAGUAGAACAAGAAGAACACAAAUUUAUACCAUUUGAAGAAAUGCAAACAACAAAUGAAGAAAGUUAUUCUCAAGAGGACAACAAAUUGGAGAUUAUGGAGACACAACCUGAACAUUCAUCUUAUGAAGGAAAUUAUAUGAGCCGACACGACGAAGGAACAGCAUUAACUCAAAAUAAGACAGUUGCAACUGGACAAAGACCUUACCAAUGCGAAGUUUGUUUUAAGAAGUUUUCUCGAAAUGAACAUUUAAAAAAUCAUUUGCGAAUACACACUGGAGAAAAACCAUACAAGUGCGAUAUCUGUUCCAAAAAGUGUUCUGACGCAAGUAAUUUGAAAAAACAUUUGAAAGUGCACACUGGGGAAAAACCUCACAAGUGUGAAAUUUGUUUGAAGCAGUUUAUUCAAGCAAGUAAUUUGAAAACACAUUUGAGAGUGCACACUGGAGAAAAACUUUACAAGUGCGAGAUGUGUUUUAAGGAAUUUAGUCAACCAGGUCAUUUUAAAAGUCAUUUGAGAGUGCACACUGGGGAAAAACGGUACAAAUGUGAUACUUGUUUUAAACGGUUUGGUCAAGCAGGUGACUUGAAAACACAUUUGAGAGUGCACACUGGAGAAAAACCUUAUAAGUGCGAGAUGUGUUUUAAGCAGUUCAGACAUAAAAUUUCUUUGAAUGCUCAUACAACAGUUCACACUGGAGAAGCUUUUUACAACUGUGGAAUUUGUUUUAAGCAGUUUAACCAAAAAAGUAAUUUGAAAACACAUUUGAGAGUGCACACUGGAGAAAAACUUUACAAGUGUGAAAUUUGUUUUAAGCAAUUUAGUCAUGCAAGUGAUUUGAAAAAACAUUUGAGAGUGCACACUGGAGAAAAACCUUACAAGUGUGAAAUUUGUUUGAAGCAGUUUAGGCAAUCAAGUCAACGCAAAGUACAUUUAAGAUUGCACUCUGGAGAAAAGCCGUACAAGUGCGAGAUUUGUUUUAAGCAGUUUUCUGGAAAUGGUAAUUUGAAACGUCAUUUGAAAGUACAUACUAGAAAAGAUCUUAAAGUAGCAAAAGUGUGAUGCACUGCCAUGUUGAUCGAUCUGUGUGCACGUAUUCUGACUUGAAUGUGGCAAUCGCAAGAACUGCUGAACGUGGCAAUCGUACUAGUUGGACGUGUGUAGUGUUUCUCCGAAAUUAAAUUUUAGUUUUUGGGUGGUUUCGAGUGUAAUCUGCAUACAAAAUAGUGCAAAGUGUAAUUAAAAAGGACCUUUAUGUAAGUAAAUAAUCAGAUAUCUGUUUAUGAACUGUAUUAAUAAAUUAAUAGUUAGUUUUUAAUUGCCCUACGGAUAAAAGUGAAACCUCUGAGUGGACGAAACGGGUUGAGCUUUUUGCGCUGGACGGGUGAUUAAGAGCGAUAAACAAUAAUAAUUAUCAACAAAAACAGUAGGUCUGUAAUACAGGUUUCGGUAAAAAUAUACAGAAUUAUAAAAGCUGAA
Diabrotica virgifera virgifera (western corn rootworm) is the source of this 2327-nucleotide messenger RNA. Its product is annotated as zinc finger protein 681-like. The transcript has 2 exons. NCBI's taxonomy places the organism in Eukaryota, Metazoa, Arthropoda, Insecta, Coleoptera, Chrysomelidae. Gene Ontology annotation, molecular function: DNA-binding transcription factor activity, RNA polymerase II-specific; RNA polymerase II cis-regulatory region sequence-specific DNA binding. Gene Ontology annotation, biological process: regulation of transcription by RNA polymerase II. Gene Ontology annotation, cellular component: nucleus. The record is from RefSeq and is a predicted model, not a curated record. The coding region runs from base 675 to 1910 and encodes 411 amino acids.